Messenger RNA from Carcharodon carcharias (great white shark), 4644 nucleotides. Its product is annotated as YTH domain-containing family protein 3-like. The record is from RefSeq and is a predicted model, not a curated record. Gene Ontology annotation, biological process: mRNA destabilization. Gene Ontology annotation, cellular component: cytoplasm. The transcript has 6 exons. Bases 475 to 2046 code for a protein of 523 amino acids. Gene Ontology annotation, molecular function: mRNA binding; N6-methyladenosine-containing RNA reader activity. Lineage: Eukaryota; Metazoa; Chordata; Chondrichthyes; Lamniformes; Lamnidae.
AGACAAACAGCGGCGCCAUCCUCCUCCUCUUCCUGGGAUUUACCGGCAUUGCUUAGGCCGCUGCCGGGAGUGCGGUUUAAACAGGAGUCGGCCGAGCCGGAGGCCGAGCCCCUGCCGCCGCCGCCGUUGCUGCUCUUUAAUGAAGAAUGUCUGCUACCAGCGUGGAUCAGAGACCGAAAGGCCAGGGAAGUAAAGUUCAGAACGGUUCGAUGCAUCAAAAAGACACAGUGAAUGAUGAUGAUUUUGAAUCUUAUUUAACAAGCCAGACGAAUCAAACUACUUUGUCCCUGCUUGUGGUGUCUCUGCAUAUUCCGUGAGGUCCUGCUCUGCCCUUUAUUUGAAAUGAAGGAGCGAGUCACCGUUGGCCUUUUCAAAGCGAAGGCGCCUGGCUCGCGCUUAUGGGAUCGCUUGUGCUGCCCAGUCAAAGGGAAUUCCCGACUCUGACCACGGCGGCAGAGCAACAGCUACCCACCAAUGUCCGACCCAUAUAUGCCCAGUUACUAUGCUCCCUCCAUUGGAUUUCCAUAUUCACUUGGUGAAGCCCCCUGGUCAACAGGGGGAGACCCUCCAAUGCCAUACUUAACAACAUAUGGACAAAUGAGCAAUGGUGAGCAUCACUUUAUACCGGAUGGUGUAUUUAGUCAGCCUGGGGCCUUGGGGAGCACCCCACCAUUUUUGAAUCAACAUGGAUUUAACUUUUUUCCUGGGAAUGCAGACUUUUCUACUUGGGGAGCAAGUGGAUCUCAAGGACAGUCAACACAAAGUUCUGCAUACAGCAACAGCUAUGGAUACCCACCUAGUUCUCUUGGGAGAGCCAUAGCUGAUGGACAAGCUGGAUUUGGCAGUGACUCCUUGAGUAAGGUGCCUGGCAUAAAUAGCAUAGAGCAAGGCAUGACUGGACUGAAGAUUGGAGGAGAUAUGACAACAGCUGUCACUAAAACUGUAGGUUCUGCUCUUAGUAGUACAGGUAUGUGCAGUAGCAUUGUUGCUAAUAGCACCCCAGCAACAACCACUUCAGCACCUAAACCUACAUCAUGGGCUGCUAUUGCUAGGAAACCAGCAAAGCCUCAGCCCAAGCUAAAGCCUAAGACUAACAUUGGAAUAGGUGGACCUGCAGUGCCACCUCCACCCAUAAAACACAACAUGAAUAUUGGAACUUGGGAAGACAAAGGCAAUGUGCCGAAAGUCCCACCUGCACAGCAAGUUAUGCCUCCUCAAGUUGUUAUUCAGCAGCAUCAGCUUCCGCAGCAACCAAUUGCUAUUCAGACCCACCCAACAAGUCAGCAACAACCACAGCACCCAGGACCUCAGCAACCACAGUCUCAAGGUCAGCAGCAGCCACAAAACCGUUGGGUGGCUCCUCGCAAUCGGGGAGCAGGUUUCAAUCAGACCAGCGGAGCAAGUAGUGAGAGUUUUGUGUUGGGUAUAGCAUCAUUAAACACUUCAUCAUCUGGAGGAGAAGUACAUCCUGUACUGGAAAAACUAAAGGGCAUACACAACUACAACCCCAAAGAUUUUGACUGGAGUCUGAAGACAGGCCGAGUAUUUAUAAUUAAAAGCUACUCUGAGGACGAUAUACACCGUUCUAUCAAGUACUCUAUUUGGUGCAGUACUGAGCAUGGUAAUAAACGUUUGGAUGCUGCUUUCCGGUCCCUGAAUGGUAAAGGGCCACUCUAUUUACUCUUUAGUGUAAAUGGAAGUGGACAUUUUUGUGGUGUGGCUGAGAUGAAGUCAGCAGUGGACUACAAUGCUUUUGCUGGAGUAUGGUCACAGGAUAAGUGGAAGGGCAAGUUUGAAGUGAAGUGGAUCUUUGUGAAAGACGUACCCAAUAACCAGCUACGGCAUAUUCGAUUGGAAAACAAUGAUAACAAACCAGUUACCAACUCAAGGGACACACAAGAGGUGCCCCUGGAAAAAGCCAAGCAAGUGCUUAAAAUAAUUGCUACUUACAAGCAUACCACUUCAAUCUUUGAUGACUUUGCACAUUACGAAAAGCGUCAAGAGGAGGAGGAAGCCAUACGUAGGGAGCGGAACAGAAGCAAAUAGUAACUGAAAGGACAGGCUGUACCAGAGUUACAACACUAAUGACACGAACCUUGGAAAUUUACUAGUAUCUUCCAGGAACCAUGGUUAUUGGAACUUUACUGCUCAAGGCAACCUCUUUUGAACACUUGAACACGAGAUUGGCUUUCCCUGUUGGUUCUCAUUGCUGCAUUUGCCCAUAUACUGUUAUCUCACAAAACACAUUUGAGCGCUAUAUGUCAAGCACUUUUUGCCUUCCUAAAGCUUUUUAUCAAUAACUGCUGUCUUUCUAAACUCAACCUCUUAGUUGAAAUCCAGAAAUUGAAUGAAUGUGAGAAACCAAUUAAUCUUUUUUUGGAUUUGUUUAAUACUAACAAUUAACGAGUGUAGUUUGGUCAAUGAUCUGAGAUUUCACAGUGCUUAGCUCUUCAACCUACUUUUUUGUGUUGUAGGAUUUAUUUUUAAGUUAAUUUUAGCUCUAUGGAAACCAUUUGGAUAUCAUGUAAUUUUUAGUUCAAACUAAUAAAUCCAAUAUAAUACCUGUGUGAAAACUAUUGUAGUAAAUAAAGCAAAUAAAUGGAAUUAAUAUUUUGCCAAAUGUGAAACAAACCAGAAGUUAUGCAAGGUUCUUUCCCCAAAUUAUUCCUGGUUUAGAAAUAUAAUUUUUAAAGAUGUAUGUGCAACCAAUUGAAUGCAAUGCUUUUUUUUUUUCUUGUACUGCGUAUUACAUAGGUUUCAGAAAAGUGCAUUUGUCUAUGGAGGAGAUGCUAGAUGUUUGAUACGAACAUUGAUGACACUGUCCUAAGUAAAUGUACCUCGGUUUGAUUUAACUUUUAGAUUUCUGUAAUGUCUUUUAAAUACAACUUCCUAGCUUUGAAUGUUUGCCUUUCUGGCAGAUUACUAUCAUGGAAGUGGAAAAUUUUCUCCUGUAGGUGAUUCACUAGCUUAAUAAAUCCAAUACUUGUUUAGCAGGUGUUAUGGCAUGAGUUAAUUUACAAUGUUUCACACUUUCAUACUUCUGAAAACUACUUCACAGGAAAUCAACCAAUUUAGGAGACACUGAACCCAUAGUCUCCUGUUUACGUAGACCACUAUAUUGAGUCUCUGACAUUGCCUUAAUUUAUAAUAUGUAUGUUCAGUAGGUACCAUUAGCCUAAUUAAUAGAAUAAAAAUGGAUUUUUUAUAAGCACAGAACUUAAAAUCACUGUUCGUAAUUUGAACGCUAUUUAAGUUAUUUUAGCACACUAUUUUUCAAUGUAUUUAAAUUUGUUAGUAUCCUAAUGUGAUCUGUGUGUUUGUAAUGUCCAGGGUCAAUUAAAUCUAUCACAUUAAGUUAGAAGUGCAUAUUUAGAAUUUGUGGUCCCCAAGUAGUUUAAACCGUAUUGUGUACAUGAAGUCUACAUAAUAAAUGACUUCUUUUUGCUUUUUAAUCCUGCAUACAUUUGAAUUAAAUGAGCUAGUAUAAAGAAAAUUUGACUGUAAGUUAGCAUUGAUAUGUAUAACUCCUAUGCAUUUAUAUCAUGGAGUUCCCUGAUUCAAAUCUCAAUUCUGAUUUUGUUUCUUACAAUUUAACUACCAUACUGACAUCAGGUGGUGCAGUACUGGCUAAAAUAGUUAUCUGUAAAGAUAGAAUGUUUAGUAAACCAUUGGAGCUAUUUAUCGUCUUAAGGCAACAAUGCUUUUUUAUAAAUUGCUUUUAAUUUCCCUUGGAUUUAGUAAAUCUAUUUGUUCCCUUGUUAUCCAAAUUAAUAGACUGCCAGUGAAUUGGGGAAAAAGUGUGAUUUCCCGAUUCCUUUCGUUAGUUUUUGAAACUAUUUUAUUAGAUCAGUAGCUUUAUUACCCCAAAAGCAUUGCAUGCACUUUUGUCUCUCACUCUGUUGCAUGGAGUAAUGCAUCUUCUGCAGAUCUCUAUAAAGUAAUUAUCAGUACAGCUGUCUUUAAAUGAUUGACAGCAAAAGAAUAUCCAGCUGGGAGCUUUAACAUUGCAGGUUUUUAUUGAUUUAAAAAACUGACUGUACUUUGGUAUUUAACUUAAAUGUUAAUCUACUUCAACCCUAUUUUUUAAUUGUGGGUUUGUGACGGAGUGUUUUAAAAUUUAAAAUUGAGGUAGAAUGUUUAAAAAAAAAGUACGUAUGAUUAAAGGAAAUGAAGGUAUUGCAUGAAUGCAAAAAAUACAUGAUUUUGAUUUAGAAAACAAUACCAUUUUUAAUCUCUGACUUAUUGUGUAAGUGUGUCAAAUUUGGAGGCUUUUCAAAAUCCCGAUGAGAACCCUUAUGCUAAUAUACUGCUGGUAUAACUUUUGUUCAGUAAAAGUAAUUUUGGAAUGGCUUUAUAAAACUGAACGUGUAUUAUUCAGGCCAUUAUCCAAGAAACAGAAUAUUGCAAUCAUAAAUUUAAAUUGCAUACUAUUUAGAUGGUCUAUUUCUGAUAUUUCUUAUAUGCAACUUGAUUAAAAGCUGGCCUUGUGCUAUCAUACUACUUAAAAAAAAUCAAAUUGCUGUUUUCUGCUUGCUUUAAUAAACCAUAAGUUUACUUUAUCCUCCCACUCACCAUUGGUCACUUCCCAGUCUUUAUCACAAAUUUUGAAUUGCUGUUUUAUGUUUAAUUAAAGAUCAAAAGAUC